AUGAAACUUUUAUUCGGUCUCGCUCUCUUCUGCCUUGUUCAAUUCGCUGCAACCAGCCUCAUGAGAAACUGGAUGCAUGAUUUCGAGAGUCGCUUUCCAGUCGAGGAGGAUACAGAAGAAGUCUUCGAUAUCAACAAGAUGCAUCCAAACAUGAUGGCCAGAUCAAGACGCGGAGAGAAAAUCAAGAUGUGCGGAGGAAAAGUGUGGAAGAUGGUCAUGGCGACAUGCGGUGGAGAGUGUACAACUGUCGAUGUGAACAUCGCAACUGCAUGCUGCGAGACAAUGUGCACAAUGGAAGAGAUCGGAGACUUGUGUUGCCCAGGACGUUGA
Molecule: messenger RNA, 330 nt
Organism: Caenorhabditis remanei
Lineage: Eukaryota; Metazoa; Nematoda; Chromadorea; Rhabditida; Rhabditidae
Exons: 2
Coding region: 1-330 (109 amino acids)
Cellular component (GO): extracellular region
Molecular function (GO): hormone activity
Source: RefSeq, a predicted model, not a curated record